Molecule: messenger RNA, 642 nt
Organism: Heterobasidion irregulare TC 32-1
Lineage: Eukaryota; Fungi; Basidiomycota; Agaricomycetes; Russulales; Bondarzewiaceae
Exons: 6
Coding region: 1-642 (213 amino acids)
Biological process (GO): protein transport to vacuole involved in ubiquitin-dependent protein catabolic process via the multivesicular body sorting pathway
Cellular component (GO): ESCRT I complex
Molecular function (GO): protein-containing complex binding
Source: RefSeq, a predicted model, not a curated record
AUGUCUGUACCUCUCUCCUUGGACGAAGAAGUGCGCCUCUACACCACCAAUGCUGAGCGCGAGAAAUAUGAAUCUCUCGCUACUUUAUACGGCAUCAUUGUAGCACUCGACUACCUGGAGCGCGCAUAUGUUCGCGAUUCCGUAACUGCUGCCGAGUAUUCUCCUGCAUGCACGCGGCUGCUAUCUCAGUAUAAGACAAUGCUGAAGCUAGUCGCCGACGACGUAACGAGUAUCGAACAAUUCAUGGCUCGGUAUCGGAUGGACCAUCCAGCUGCUCUGCAUCGGCUUCAGGUCGGUGUUCCUGCGACAGUCGAGCAUUCAAGUGAAGCUGGGCCGGAAACGGGCAAAUGGGUAGCGGAAACCACGCAGAGCUUCAUCACGUUCAUGGACGCUCUUAAGCUCCGCUUGCGUGCCAAAGACCAACUUCACCCAAUUCUUCAGGAAUUAGUGACAGGGUAUGCGCGAUUCAAGGGCAGUAAGGACUGGGAAGGACGCAGUAAGAUGGUGGGCUGGCUGAUCACAUUGAACGGCAUGAAAGCAUCCGAAGAGAUUACAGAGGAGCAAUCUCGUCAGCUGUUAUUUGAUGUCGACCAUGCCUAUGCAGAGUUCUUCAGGAGUCUUAGUGGUAAAGAUGAAUCAUAA